This is a messenger RNA of Rotaria sp. Silwood2, 1959 nucleotides long. NCBI's taxonomy places the organism in Eukaryota, Metazoa, Rotifera, Eurotatoria, Philodinida, Philodinidae. The record is from the annotation of a GenBank genome assembly.
AUGCAUUACUUAAAUUUUGUCGGUCCUUUAUUGCAAUCAUUUUCAGAAGCUCGAGGUGCAGCAGCAUCAGUGUUUCGAUUUAUUGAUGAGGGAAAUGAUACAAAUGCCAAUGAAAUAGACGUAUGGAAAGAGGAUAUAGAAGCUCUUGAUAAUAUCAAGGGUAAUGUUGAAUUUGACAAUGUCAACUUUAGUUAUCCAUCUCGAAAAGAUGUAUCAGUUCUCCAUAACCUCUCUCUUAUUGCUCGUGUUGGUAGAACAACUGCUCUUGUAGGUUCAAGUGGCUGUGGAAAAAGUACAUGUAUAUCACUUUUUCUUCGUUACUAUGAACCAUCAUCUGGUCGAAUAAUGAUCGAUGGUCGACCAAUAACACAUUACAAUGUCAAACAACUUCGACAAAACAUUGGAGUUGUUAGUCAAGAACCUAUUCUGUUUGGUACGAGCAUUUAUGAAAAUAUUCGUUUUGGUAAAGUAAAUGCAACACGAACAGAAAUUGAACAAGCAGCACGAGAAGCAAAUGCACAUAAUUUCAUCAUGCAAUUACCAGAUAAAUAUGAAACACUUGUUGGUGAACGUGGUAUACAGCUAAGUGGUGGCGAAAAACAACGUAUUGCAUUAGCUCGUGCUCUUGUCAAACAACCUACUUUUCUUUUACUGGAUGAAGCAACAAGUGCACUUGAUAACGUUAAUGAAAAAAUUGUUCAAGAGGCACUCGAUCGAGCAUGCAGAGAUCGUACAACUAUCGUUAUUGCUCAUCGUUUGACUACAAUUCAAAAUGCUCAUCAUAUAUAUGUAUUAGAUAAUGGAAGUGUGAUUGAGCAAGGUACACAUGAAACAUUAAUGACAAAAGAAGGAGGCAAAUAUCAAACAAUGGUUAAAUGUCAACAAAUGGAAAGAAUGAAUGAUGAUCAAGAUGAUAUGAUGAGCACAGAAAAUGCAACAAAAGAAGAUGAAAAGUCGAUAUGUAUGUUGAAAAUUCGAAUAGUAAUAGCCUUCAAUUUUCUUCGUCUUUUCUUUUUAUUAACAGUUGAACGUUCUCCUUUACUUAGCGAUAGUCAAACUGUUGAUAUAAACAAAUAUACAGCUUUUGCCAUAGCAGGGUCAAAAUUGACGCAGCGUAUUCGCUCGAAAGUUUUUGCAUGUCUUCUUCGUCAAGAAGCUGCUUAUUUCGAUCGACCUGAAAAUAGUACUGGUGCGAUUUGCGUUCGUCUUUCUUCUGAUGCAUCAGCUCUUCAAGAGAUGACUGGUACGCGAUUAGGAGUCAUUUGUGAAAUUGUCGCAUUGUCGUUUUUUGGAAUUUUAUUUGGAUGUUUCAUAAGUUGGCAAUUAACAUUAAUCGCUUUUGCUCCUCUUUUCUUAUUAUUCUUAAUCGUCUGUGGCGAAGUGAGUUUACGUUCAUGGAUUACUCAGCAAUCUGGUCUCAUUAUUGGACGAGCAAGCAUGAUUGAGCUGACAACUUUUCAUCUUAGCCUGCAUCAAUAUGGUAAUGUGACUUUAUCGCCAAUCUCAGCUACAUCAAUACCUUCAUUUCAAGAAAAAGUUAUGAACAAUGUUUAUUGGUUAUUCCUUGUUGGUACUGUCGAAUAUCUUGCCGACUCAAUUAAUAAUUUUAUUUGGACCAUUAGUAUGAGAAUACAGAUAUUUCGUAUGAAUGCUGCUCUCUUUCGAUCGCUUGUUCAACGCUCAUUUUCAGAAGCUCGAGGCGCAGCAGCAGCGGUAUUUCAACUGAUUGAUGAGGGAAAUGACGCAAAUGCCAAUGAAACAGAUGUAUGGAAAGAGGAUAUAGAAUCGAUUUACAAUAUCAGCGGUGAUAUUGAAUUCAGCGACGUCAACUUUAUAUAUCCAUCCCGAAAAGAUGCACCAGCUCUGCGUAAUCUCUCUUUUAUUGCUCGUGCUGGUCAGACAACUGCUCUCGUAGGCUCAAGUGGCUGUGGUAAGUAUUUUCAAAAACAAAAAGGUUAA